This is a messenger RNA of Halichondria panicea, 884 nucleotides long. RefSeq names its product cation channel sperm-associated auxiliary subunit TMEM249-like. Bases 147 to 806 code for a protein of 219 amino acids. Lineage: Eukaryota; Metazoa; Porifera; Demospongiae; Suberitida; Halichondriidae. The record is from RefSeq and is a predicted model, not a curated record. The transcript is spliced from 6 exons.
UAAUUAGCUACAGGUGCUGCGCAGCUGUGCCAACAAAUAAAUCUUUUUAUAUAAAAAAAAGUGGUUCUGCCACUGCAAAGCAUGCAACACUCAAUGGAGUAGCUGCAGCUAGUUAGACAGCAAAGUAAACUAAAUAGCUAAGGGCUAUGGGAGUUUUCAGCAAGUGGACAGUGUUUCACGAUGCAGAGAAAACUCUAGAGAAGGAGCUCAGAGCCAACCCCUACCACCCCUUCCAGGAGGUGUACACUGGAGAAGAGAAUCGAGACCCAGACCAGAGUACAGUGUUUGUGUACUCAAAGAGGCGCAUCUGGUUCUACAUUUUUCUUUUGCUAACUCUAGCAAGUGUCCUGUUCAUAAUCCUCUGGUCCUCUUUAGGAGGAGAAAAUGAAUACUUGAUAUUUGCUGUAGCCUCCCUAGGUAUCGGUGGAUACAUGUCUGUGGAGUACUACAGUAUACACACACUAGUGUUGGACCCAGUCAUGAAGCAGUACAGUGUGUACAGGGGGGAGGUGCUGAUUGUCACACAACAUUGCCACAAUAUCUACGUUAGACUCAUGAGCAAGAAACCAGGUGGGACCAAAAAUACACAGUACUACCUGAUUGUAAAUGGAUGGGGACUACCAGAAACAAUAGAGCUAUGCAGAGAAACUUCUAACAGAAAGAAAUUGCGGCAGCUGGGACAUGACUUGGCCACCUGCUUGGGGAUCAACUAUUUUGACAUCCAUGACCUGUCAAAACAUCAUAUAAUUCGCCAUAAACACCCAAGAACGGAAAAAACAGACACGAUGGUUAGACAUGAAGAGUAACUAGAACACUGACAGUUUCUUAUGUUCUGACUUUGAGGAUAUUCUCUUGAGUAAAGUCUGUUCCUCUCUGAUCAGUUG